UCUGUGGUAGUGAGCGUUUAACUGAAGAAAUCCGUGUGCGCACAUGUGUAGAAAUGGUGUUGAACAAAGAGUAUUAUAAUGCUCAGGAAUAUGCAAAAGACUUUUUCUUCGUGUCCGAAUCGUAUGACGACAGCUGUCGUCAGUGUGCUGCCCCUGGUCGUUGGACAAGUCCUUGGAUAAUACAGGCAGCAUCAGAUGCCUUGUGUAGAGAUAUAUAUUCCGUAUAUCCAAAAAUGAAUGGUAAAUCUGACCAGACAGCAAAAAUCCUUACUCGGGUACAUUCAACAAGACACACUUCGUCCAGCCAUGGACCUGUAUCAAUCAUGUGGACCAAGAUGGGACCUCACUUUGGCAAGGCCUGGUUGCCAAAUCACUUUGUCCCAUUGAUAACAGUUAGUGAACACAUGGAAUCUAACAAUGAAAGUGCCACUCCCCCAAAAAAUGUAAAUGAUGUGAGUAGUUUUGAAGAAAUAAGUGAAUUCAAAACAAAUGUCAACAUUGAAAGUCAGUCAAAUGUGGAUAGUUCAAGUAAUGUAUCAGAUGAAGGUGAAUCACAUCAGAAUGUAUCAAAUGAAAGUAAUGUAUCAAAUGAAGGUGAAUCACAUCAGAAUAUAUCACAUGAAAGUUAUGUAUCAAAUGAAGGUGAAUCACAUCAGAAUGUAUCACAUGAAAGUGAACCAAAUCAUAAUGUAUCAAAUGAAAGUGAAUUGCACAAUGGACCUUUUCAGACUCUGCCCAAUGGAAAGUUCAUUCCAGUACAUGACCUUAUGAACUUAAUUCAUGGAGAUGCUCCAACUGUGCCAAAUGUUCCGCGUGGUAAGAAGAAUAAUGUGUUUGUGUUAGUUAAUGGGGAAGAGAACAUUAAGGCCAACUUGGCUGGUAAAAAGGCCAGUUAUUUUGAUGACUGUGGGGUAUGGAAUGGGGCUAAGUCAAGAACUUGCAAAACAAAAUUUCUUCUUGAGGAUUCUGGAAAUGGCUCGACAAAUAUGAAAUUUGUACAUGUGAAAGAAAAUGUAGUUAGUGUGGAAAAUCAAGUUAAGGGGAAAAUUGUGAAAACACAUAUGCAACCUCAACCUGAUUUGAACAAUGUAGUGACUUUACAUAGGUAUUAUACCGUCUUGAAAGGAAAUGAAGAAUAUAAGAAAAGAGUAAGUUGGUUCGAAAAUUUGCCAGAAUCACUUCAGGCUAGGCAGUACGUGUCUAUAAUUGAAUACCAGGGAGAAAAUGACACCCAAGUGAAAGCACAUGGUAAUUCCAAGAUUAAUGCUAAUCCAUACAAAAGGACACAUCCAGAAACAAUAAAACGUAUCAAAGAAGCAGUGAAAUAUGAAGAACCAUUGAUGUACCGAAGGCAGAUUGGUCAGCCAGUGAAACAUAUCCUGUGA
Molecule: messenger RNA, 1385 nt
Organism: Dreissena polymorpha
Lineage: Eukaryota; Metazoa; Mollusca; Bivalvia; Myida; Dreissenidae
Exons: 3
Coding region: 54-1385 (443 amino acids)
Source: RefSeq, a predicted model, not a curated record